GCGCCGCGCAUCACGGGGCGUUAGUCGCAACUACCCAAAGUAGGCGCCCCGCGCUGCCCGCUCACUGCCCGGCCCCGGCGGAGGGAUGCCAGGAGGAGACAUGGCAAAACCACUCCUAGGUCGCCGGAAUAUGGAGAGCAAUCCAGAUCUCGCCCCGGCUGCUGGCCGAACCGUAGGGAUCCUGGGAAGUGGAGACUUUGCACGCUCGUUGGCUACACGUCUGGUGUACUCGGGUUUCCAGGUGGUGGUCGGAAGCCGCAAUCCAAAGCGCUGCGCGGGCCUCUUUCCUUCAGCAGCUGAAGUAACUGCCCAGGCAGAUGCUGCAAAGAAGACGGAUGUUAUUUUUGUGGCCGUUUUCAGGGAACAUUACUCCACGCUCUGUGACCUGACGGAUGUGCUGGCUGGCAAAAUACUGGUGGAUGUCAGCAACAACACUGAAAUUAACCAUCACAAAGAAUCAAAUGCCAAGUACUUGGCUUCUCUUUUCCCAGCCUGCACUGUCGUCAAAGGAUUUAACGUGCUAUCCGCAUGGACCUUACAAUCAGGUCCCAGAGACGGGAAUAAGCAGGUCUUGAUUUGCUGUGAUAAUCAAGAAGCCAAGCGUAUAGUCGCUGAAAUUGCUCAAGUCAUGGGGUUCACCCCUGUGGACAUGGGCUCCUUGUCUUCAGCCUGCGAGAUCGAGAACAUUCCCCUGCGCCUCCUCCCAGCUUGGAAAAUCCCUGUCUUUUUGGCCCUGGGUCUCUUUCUCUGUUUCUACACUUACAACUUCAUCAGACAAGUCUUACACCCUUACAUCCGGGAGCAGAAAAACAAGUUCUACAAGAUCCCAGUGGAGGUGGUCAAUAGCACACUGCCCUGCGUAGCCUACGUCAUGCUCUCACUCGUUUAUCUACCCGGGGUCCUGGCCGCCUCUUUCCAGCUGCACUAUGGCACAAAGUACAGACGCUUUCCAGACUGGCUAGACCAGUGGCUGCAGCACAGAAAGCAGAUUGGUCUUCUGAGUUUCUUUUGCGCAGCCUUGCAUGCCGUGUACAGCCUCUGCUUGCCCAUGCGCCGAUCUCAUCGGUAUCAGUUAAUCAACGCAGCUGUCAAGCAGGUCAUGGAGAAGACUGAUGCCUGGAUCGAGGAGGAGGUCUGGAGAAUGGAGAUUUACGUCUCUUUUGGAAUAAUGGCCCUAGGCCUACUGUCAUUACUUGCCAUAACUUCACUUCCCUCCAUCGCAAACUCUCUCAACUGGAGGGAAUUCAGUUUCAUUCAGUCCACCCUUGGAUUUAUUGCCCUGGUAGUCAGCACCCUACACACCCUCACCUUUGGAUGGACAAGGGCCUUUGAUGAAAACCAAUACAAAUUCUAUCUGCCGCCAAGUUACACACUCACACUACUGGUACCAUGUACUGUGAUCUUAGCGAAAAUAUUCUUCCAUUUGCCCUGUAUCCACCAAAGACUGCGGCGCAUUCGGAACGGCUGGGAAAAGGGAAGGUACGUGAAAUUCACACUGCCCAGUGCAACUGGUGAAUAUUCAAGCGGAGAAAGUUCCAGUAAUGUGUAGCAGAGCAUCUCUUAUUGAUGGAGAAUUUCAAAGCACUAUGAAGAUUUCUUGAGGUUUUUCAUAAUUGUGUAUGUUUGGUAUAAUUGCCUUGUGGGUUGAUAUUCAUAGUUGGUGACUUUAGAAAAUCAGUUACUGUUAAAUUAGUUUGCGCAGUAAUAUUUAAAAUAUAUUGCUGAUUUGCUAGCAUGAUUGUUGCCUUAAAAAAUCAUCAUGACAUUUGAGAGAGCAGCUGUAAAUAUAUGUAGAAAACAAAUGGAAUUCUAUGGGUCGUAUUGGUCGAUUGAGACAGUAGCUGGUGGUACUCUGUACUGACGCUUCUCUGUUGGGGCCCCAGCUGCUCUCUUUUUUAAAUAGCAGGGGGGACAAUUUGUAUCCCAUAUGAUUAUGAAGAAAUCCUUCUGCAUGUGUCACCUGAUGGACCAUCUGAAUCUGCUGCUAAACCAAAACAAUGGUUCUGAGCAGUGUGAGCAGUCCCUGGGGUUCUUCCACAUGGGAAGUUGACUCUGAAGCUGAGUGAGGGCAGUAUAAAUCUCAGCACAAACUACUUAACUCCUGCCACCAUAGCAGAAACAUCCAGUGACUUGGAGAACUGUGGGAUGUGUUUCCAAACCUGACCCCCGGACACAACAAAUUGGAUGGCACAUCUCAGUAUUCACGACUUUCUCAAAUGUGGACAGUGCAUUUUUUGGUCUUGUAGAUGUGGGCGAUGCAUGUGCAUAUUUGUACCGUUGGAAGAGUUGAUUUAUUUCCAAAGGUUAUAAUAGAUUUUGAAGACAGCGCCGUGCCUGAAGUGCAUUUACACCUUAGCAUAAUCCGCAGUGGUCAUUGCGACCACACGUUCUCAGCGAUGUGAAACCAAAGUUUAGUGCAUCCCCUAAUGGAAGGAGUGUAAAGAUAACCUCCAAAAGGACUCGCAGCUUCAUGAUAUUGACUCUGGGCAUUGGGGAAAUGACAGCUGCCAGCUGAAUUAGCAGUGAAUAAUGGGGCGACGCUGUGUGAAACUACUCUGAUUAAACUCAAAUCCACGUGCCCAACUACAUCUACAACAACAACUAUCAGGUGCAUUUGUUUCACCACCAGCAAUGACACAUCUCCCUCUCUGUGACAGAUCCAGUACCUCCAGAAAAUGGAACUUUACAUCUGUGAACAUUCUCACAAAGGCUAAAACUCAUCUGUCUCUGACCAAGUCUCAGUCAUGGAAUGGACACCAACGCAGCUACACGUUAUGGGCCUGAUUCUCCAGCGCCUUGCACCUUCAAGAGUCAUUUACUCAGCUACAAAGUGAGUAUCAUACACUGGCAUCAUACACAGUUACAUGCCGCCAUGUGUAUCAUCUCUGGCACCCUGCGACCAACUCCACUCCCAUGGCUUCCAGUUCUGAGCAAUAUUGCUCCUCCUCCUAUCAGACGAGAGGUUACCACUGGCAGGUUACUGGAGAAAGUACACGCCAACUCAAGCCUGCCGCUGCACAAUGACCUUUUCAAACCACCAGCUGCACGUUUGCCGUCACGUCACCCAUUAUGGUCUCAUCUGCCACGUCAGGAUGUUAGAGCGGAAACGUUCUGGUGAGAGGAAUGGAUAUCUGUUCUAAUCCCCAACCAGUCCCUUGUCGCCAACCCCACAAUUUGCCUGCUUGGUUUUGACCUGCCCCGUCGCCAAUGGUCCCUGUUGAACAGGUUCCAGACCAGGCAAGGUGUCUGUGCAGCCAACCAGUAUCGCUGGGGCCUUCGGAACAGCCCUUUGUGCAGCUGCGGCACAACACAGACAAUGCCGCACAUUGUCGAGGAAUGCCUCCUGACUAGGGUCAACGGUGGCCUAGAAGAACUGCAUCACGCCACUGAAGAUGCCAUCGCUUGGCUAGAUGACUAUGCACACGCUAAAUAAAAAUACUAGCAUCGUUUGGCAGAACUUCUCACUUACUUGGCACAGGGGUGAAUGAUGCCCACACUCUGUGCAAGGCAGUGGAGAAUCAGACUCUAUAUUUGUUUUUAUCACAACGAUUGUUCAGACUGUCCACAGUCUAAAUUAAUACACCAUUCUUGAUUGAAAACAAACCAAUGUCGUAGCUGCUUUACAACACAUACAAAUCCACAGUCUUUGCCCCAUAGAGAUUACAACUUGUCUGUCUACGACGACUGCCAUGCUUUACAACAGAUCCUUUAAAAAGGAGAAUCAAGAGGAAAUAGAAGAAUUACAUCAAAGUAAGAUGUUAGGAUCUGGUUGUAAUAGCCUUGUUUCCUACAACGGAGUAAAGUACACAAGUUGCUGUUGGACAGUGCCUUGAAGAUAUGACAGGUGUCAAUACCUGAAUCACCAGAGAAUUUUUAAAAGUUGCUGCUGAUCAGAACUUGCUGUUCAGCCUUAAAUUGUUGGGGAGAGUAAGACUUACAAGCUGCUACUAAUAGUCCCCCGAUGAUAUUCAGGUAUUUCUGCUGUUGUGUAAGAAUCACCCUGGAAUCUCAAAACACCAUGUCUUCCUGCUAAAUAAAAGGAAAUCAAGACAAGAGUCAGUGUGCUGGAUUUCACAAUCACAUGAUAAUUCCUUCAAUAAGAAGGGAGUUAUUAUGUGUCCCUGUUGUGCCUUUCAGGGCAGGGAGAAUUAUCGAGAACCCCUCCAUGCCCAGAUCAUUAUCUGCUAACAUUACUCACAAAGCAGAUAGAUUUGACAAUAAUAUGUGCAACUGAAUGGCAAAUUACAGCUUCUGCGAGAGGUCUGAGCCAAAAUCACCUCUGGUGUAAUUCCAUCCACUUCAAUUUAACUCCUGGAAGUGAAUUUGAAUUCAGUCCACUUACUCAUUCCAGUCUCCUGCUGUAUUUCAUCAUCAGGCAAAGCCAACAUAAAAUCACUAGUUUUCACAUUUUCUGGCUAAGGUAAAGAAUCCUGAUUCUGAUGCUUAAUCUCACAUCUGUGCUUCCUCUCACUCCUCUGCAGCAGGCAACCUGGUAGACUGCUACACUGUUAGCAAAAAAAGAGGAGGGGGAGAGAAAGUUGCAUGAGCCUUAGGCUUUGUCUUCAGUGUGUGUUUAAAAAAAACAAAAAAAACUUUUUUUUUUUAUAUCAAGAUAACUUUUGCACUGAGACAUAGGGUUUGACAUCAGCAGGACCACUCACAGAGCAAGAAGUGGUAGGGCUGAACCUGUAGAGUCAGGGGUAGUCAAUAGGUGGGCCGUGGGCCAAAUCCGGACCACCAGUCACUUUUGAUUGAACCCCAAAAUAUUUGUAUUUACUUAUUAUCGUUAUUGUUGGGCUUCUUAUUAUUUUCUUUGGAGUCUGGAUCUUGCCUAUACCUUGACCAAGAAAUUUGGACCUUGACAAAAAAUAAAAUUGACUACCCCGGGACCAAUUUCUCUACCUACAGAACGUAAGUCCUAACUCGUGCAACUUUCAGAAUGGCUCUACCCUUUGGGGUCUAUAUCCUAAAUCCUUGAUACUAAAAUUUUGAAUAAUUUAUUCUGAUUUUGUAGAAAUAAUAAUUUUUAAAAAGUGUUAAGAAAACUUUGGAAAUGCUCUUUGCCUUUUUAACUUCUUUCCCCACUGCAUUAUUUGAUGUAGCUAGGGGGUUGAGGAAUGUUAGCUUAAACAUUUCCUUGUUACUGUUAUUACUUUUGUACUUGGUGUUUGUAUAUUUGUUGCAAGAUUUAUAGCUGAAAUGGCAAGCUGUUUGUAUUUUUAUUUUCUGUUUUGCUUACUUUGUGCCUUUGGGGUAUAAGAACCUAUUGUAAAGCUGUGAGAACAGGGCCAGUUUUAAUCCUCUUUCAUCGUUGGCCUCUUAGUCUUACAAUUAUAGCUCUAUAAAGCUAGAAUGAAUGUGCCUGUAUAAUGGCAUCAUUACUCACUCAAUCUUGUGUGCUGUCUCUUUUUCUAUAGACAAUACAAUGUUAAUCUAAAGUAUCUUUCUAUUAAAUAAAGCUAUCAAUAAAGCCA
This is a messenger RNA of Terrapene triunguis (Three-toed box turtle), 5474 nucleotides long. It is a transcript of the gene STEAP3, whose product is annotated as STEAP3 metalloreductase. The coding region runs from base 86 to 1549 and encodes 487 amino acids. Gene Ontology annotation, molecular function: cupric reductase (NADH) activity; ferric-chelate reductase (NADPH) activity. Gene Ontology annotation, cellular component: plasma membrane; endosome. NCBI's taxonomy places the organism in Eukaryota, Metazoa, Chordata, Testudines, Emydidae. The record is from RefSeq and is a predicted model, not a curated record. Gene Ontology annotation, biological process: copper ion import. The transcript has 5 exons.